This is a messenger RNA of Pseudocercospora fijiensis CIRAD86, 960 nucleotides long. RefSeq lists its product as uncharacterized. Lineage: Eukaryota; Fungi; Ascomycota; Dothideomycetes; Mycosphaerellales; Mycosphaerellaceae. The record is from RefSeq and is a predicted model, not a curated record. The annotation marks the transcript as partial. The transcript is spliced from 2 exons.
GUAUCCGGGAAGCAGCAGAUAGCAGGCUGGUACUGCGAGCCAACGCUUAGAUCACUGAGCGUUGACAAGCUGCAAAUACUGUUGGGAGCUAUCACAACGAACCGGGAGGUGUGGACAGGACAAGGAGGGACGGCGUUGCACGCUCCGGAGCUGAGAGCUUACAAGCCCGAGACCUAUUCGUGGACAAGAUAUGCAAAUGAGCGAGGAUAUGCAACAUUGACACUAGAUCAUUUGGGCAACGGCAAGAGUUCCCAUCCCGAUCCGAUGAAUGUGGUGCAGUCACCAUAUGAAGUGGCUCUGUAUCAUGCGCUCGUGGAACAAAUUAAAUGUGGUCCCCUUAGCGGUAGCAGUCCCCUCCCACGGACCUUCCACCACUUGGCUUUUGUGGGACUGUCUUACGGCUCCGUGAUUGGCAACCUCAUUGCUCAAGGAUACCCAGAUGACUUCGAAGACCUUAUACUGACCGGAUUUUCAAAGUCAGUGCUGCCGUCACUGCCAGGUGUGGCAGCACAAGGAGCGAAGCCCGCGAAAGAGGUGGAUCCAGAGCGCUCCGGGAAUCUUCCAGCAGGAUACCUGAUGUCUCCGGUCGAACAGACGAGGACGAAUUCCUUUUUUGGCGAUCCGAAAGAAGUCGAUUUUGAACCCGAAAAUGCGCACCUAUUCUUUACCCGCAAAGAUGUCGUAUCUGCGGGCCAGUUCGUCAGCACGUACAUUGAUAUCGUGGAGGCACCCAUGUAUAGAGGGCGGGUUCUGAUAUUGACAGGAGAGCAAGAUCAAGCAUUCUGUGGCCCGGGCAGCUCUGCCAUCAAUCCUCAGCCUAGUUGUGGCGGUCUGCUUGCCGAGACAGGUUCGCUGUUUCCGAAUGCUCAAUAUAGCUGGAAGAGCGUACCAAGAUCUGGACACGCACUGAUCUUGCAUAAGUCGGCGCGAGAGACUUUGCAAGUGGCUCAUGACUUCUUG